AUGCCGUCAAGGAGGAUCCAGAGAGCAUGCCAGUUAUGCCAUGUCACCAAAGUCCGCUGCGAUGCCGUGGCGGGCUCGGGGAACCCCUGCAGUAAUUGCGACCAAAAAGGCGCCAAGUGCGUCGUAGACCAACGCGCCCGGAAGAGAAGACGAGUGCAACUCAAGACCUUGGGCAUGUUCCCGAAGAAAGCUCCCGGGGCCAUGUCUCCGGCGACUACGAUCGUAUCCAUGCUUUUCCCAGCGCCUUCCAGCGAGCGAAGGUCUUCCACCGGCUCCACCGGAGGCGCCUACGGCAAUGAAUUUGUUCAGGAAGAUUUUCUCCAUACGAAUAUCAACGCUUUCCCUCCCCCCGAUCCGGCAGCCGGCUGGCCUGAUGUCUCUUUAAGUCCAACGACGCCUGACCUUGGGUCUUUCAAGAACCUUCCAUUCCAACAACCAGAAGAAGAAGUAUGGAAUGCAUUUACAAACCUCGGAUCACCGCUACCUUCCUCGGAAGAAGAGGAGAAUCCGGAGGCUAUGCUCCCAAGGUUCAUUCAACCACUUCCAAUGAUGAUGAGUCCAGCCAACAUUGAAUGUCUGUAUACCAACGGAGUGUUUUCACUGCCAGGCAUUCCCCUCCAGGAUGCCCUUUUACAGACUUUCAUCGACUGUGUCUUUCCGUCUAUGCCAAUCGUCGAGCUCUCACGGCUUUUGGGUAUCAUUCAAUAUCGUGACAACGGCGCUGAUUCGAUCAGUCUGCUUCUUUUCUACGCGGUGCUGAUGUCAGCCACUACGUUUGUGGACCAAGGGUAUCUCUACGAGGCUGGUUUCUCCAGUCGCACGGAGGCCCAGGAAUGCUUUUAUCGAAAGGCCAAGCUUCUCUACGAGACCGAAUACGAGCUCAACGCUCUGACUAUCGUCCAGUCCCUUCUGCUUCUUUCAUACCGGUUGCAGACUGGAGACGGCCUUGACAGCCGCCACUGGACCAGCGUCGCCAUUUCCACAGCGCAGUCAAUCGGUCUCUUCGACGAUGCGUCUACAAAGCAUGACUUGACCUUCAACCAGGGCCUCUGGAAAAGAAUUGCAUGGUCAUGCUACGUGACCGACUGCCAAACCGCACUCAAGCUGAGAUGCGUGCCAUUUAUCACCGGCCCGGAGUUUCACCCCCAGCUGCUUACAGAAGAAGACUUCGACCUAUGCACUCCAUCCGAUCCUUCAAUUCCGGGCUUCAAUCUACCUCAAAUCCAGGAUAUCUGCACCCAACAAGCCUUGAACGCCUUAUUUAUCGCGCAGACACAGCUCUGCACAUCCAUCAACGACGUCCUCCAACUACAAGCCAAGCACAACACCCCCGCGGGCUCACCUUCAAUCCCGAGUCCACCCCACAGCCUGGAAGACUCGGAAAACUCCGCCCGAGUAUCCGCAACCGAAGCGCGACUCGCGGAAUGGGCAACCUCCUUCCCCGUGGUCGACCUUGCCAAAACAGAAAACCCUACUCUCUUUCUCCAGCGCAACAUCCUCCACUUGCAGUUCUACACAGCCAUUGCAGUCUUCUACCAGUCCCAGCACCUGCCCUCCUCGGGCUUCUGCGUCAAAUACGCCUCGCAGCAGAUCACCCGCAUCGCGACGAUGAUCCACCAGCACAACCUGCACACCCGCCUCCCCGUCAUCGGCGUCACCGCCAUCCUGGUAGCCAUUAUAAUCCAGAUUUCGGAAAUCAGAUCCCAGUCCGCGGACAGCGGGGAGUCAAUGCAGAACUUCCACGCGGGGCUCGAGGUCCUGAGAGGCCUUAGCGACGUGUACCGGGAAGCUAGCCAGGUGACAUCAUGGGCGUCGAAAAUGAUGGAUUCGUUGAGCCUUGACGGGGGAAACUACGCCUAUUCCGAGCGUAGAUCAUCUGCACCUCAUGUGGAUAUGGCCUACCCUGCGCAGAUGGAGUCGCGUGUGCUUGGCGUGCAAUGA
Molecule: messenger RNA, 1941 nt
Organism: Penicillium chermesinum
Lineage: Eukaryota; Fungi; Ascomycota; Eurotiomycetes; Eurotiales; Aspergillaceae
Exons: 4
Coding region: 1-1941 (646 amino acids)
Biological process (GO): DNA-templated transcription; regulation of DNA-templated transcription
Molecular function (GO): DNA binding; DNA-binding transcription factor activity, RNA polymerase II-specific; zinc ion binding
Source: RefSeq, a predicted model, not a curated record